Molecule: messenger RNA, 4222 nt
Organism: Epinephelus lanceolatus (giant grouper)
Lineage: Eukaryota; Metazoa; Chordata; Actinopteri; Perciformes; Serranidae
Source: RefSeq, a predicted model, not a curated record
UAGACCGCGUAGACUAGAGAAACAGCCAAAGCAAACGUUACUGAAUGUCUAUCGAUGUUUCCUGUUUUAAAUACUCAGUCUGGUGAAUAAAACACGUCAGCAAAAUGAUGGAGUCAUGUUUAGGUGGGAAGCCCGAGAGAGUCGGGCCGGUGGUGGUGGAUGACAUCAAGAGAGAUCUGCUCGGCGAAUUCGCAGCUCUACCUGCACAGGAAAGUGUUCAGUCGGAGAACCUGCAGGUGUACCUGAGGGUUCGACCUUUCACUGCAGCCGAGAGCGACAAUGGGUCACAGGAGUGUGUGACCAUCGAGGGACCGGACACUGUGGUCCUGAAGGCUCCCAGGAGCUGUCAAUCAAACCGACAGAGUGAGAAGUCCCUCCCACAGACAGCACAGAGGUUCACCUUCACACAGGUGUUUGAUCCGGAGGCCAGUCAGAAGAAGGUGUUUGAUGGUUCAGUUCGCGGUUUGGUCCGAGACGUUCUGGAAGGAGGAAACUGUCUGGUGUUCACGUAUGGAGUCACCAACGCUGGAAAAACCUUCACAUUCCUGGGUCCAGACCAUGACUCAGGUCUGCUGCCCAGGUCUCUGUCAGUGAUCUUUAACAGUGUUGAAGGUCGUCUGUACGGUCGGGCCGAUCUGAAGCCUCAGCGCUGCAGAGACUUCAGCAGACUGACUCCAGACCAGCAGGCAGCCGAGUCCAGCAGCAAGAGGAACCUGCUGAGGCUGUUUAAAGAGAGUGACAGAAGUCAGACGUCAGGAAGAUCAACGUUUCUUGACGGCUCUUCUCUCAGCACUGACAGCAGCGUGAACAGUGACUCCGAGGCUGACAGUUUCUGUCUGGACGUCGACUCAAACAUCCGUUUCUCCAUCUGGGUUUCAUUUUGUGAGAUUUACAAUGACAACAUCCACGACCUGCUGGAACAGGUUUCCAGUGGACACCAAAAGAGGACGGUGCUGCGUCUGUCUCAGGAUGUCAAAGGAAACUCCUUCAUCAAAGACCUGCGGUGGGUCCAGGUGAACAGUUCGGAGGAGGCCUACAAAGUGAUGAAGAUUGGAAAGAAGAACCAGAGUUUCUCCUCCACUAGACUGAACCAGCUGUCCAGCAGAAGUCACAGCAUCUUCUCCAUCAGGAUCCUCCGAGUGGAUGAUGUUGGAGUUCCCAGAGUCCUCAGCAUAAGCGAGCUGUCUCUGUGCGACCUGGCCGGCUCUGAGCGCUGCUCUCGGACUCACAACACCGGAGAGCGUCUGAAGGAAGCAGGAAACAUCAACAGCUCUCUGCUGACACUCGGGAAGUGCAUCAACGCUAUGAGACUCAACCAGCACGCCAAGUUUCAGCACCACAUUCCCUUCAGGGAGUCCAAACUCACACACUUCCUGCAGUUUUUCUUCUGUGGUGCUGGACGGGUUACGAUGGUUGUUAACAUCAAUCAGAACUCUGCCUGCUUUGAUGAGACGCUCAACGUCCUCAAAUUCUCUGCCCUCGCCCAGAAGGUGGUGGUAUUAAACUCCAGACCAGCGGUGCUGGACGACGCCCCCCACAGGUCGGCCAUGGAGCUGUCAAUGAUCAUUGACGAGGCAGACCGGCGCAGAAAUGUAUCAGGGCGGGACAGGAAGAGCUCGCUGGUUGCCUGGGAGACGACCCUGGAGGACGUGCUGGAGGAUGAGGGUGGUGAGGAGCGGGGGGAGGAGGAUGAAGAUGAGGAGGAGGAGAUGGAGGAGAGUGGGAUGGAGGGAACAGUGCUGGAGGCAGGAGGUGAGGAAGACGAGGAGGAAGGGGACAGGACCAUGGAGGUAGAAGAGAAGUCAGACAGAGAGGCGGCACUGCGUUUGGUUUUGGAGGCUCAGAUCAGAGAAGAAGUCAGCGCUGAGUUCAUGGAUCUCUUCAACAAGAUGGAGAAAGACUACAGUGACCGCCUGGAGAAGGAGAGGGAGAUCCUGGAGGAGCGAGCUGAGAAGAGAGUGGAGAUCCUGAAGAACCUCGUCAGUAAGACUGUCGAUCUGUCGACCGUUUACACUGACAACAGCAAGGAGGAGCAGUUGGAGGGACUCAUCAGCUCAGUGGCUGAAGACCUGGAGAAGAUUAAAGAGGAUGCCCAGAGUGUUCACCGCUGUCUGACUGAGCAAGCACACACUAGUCUGGAGCAGCAGCAGCACAAGUUGUCGGAGCUGAUGGAGAUCUGUCAGCAGAAAGAUGACAUCAUCAAUAAACUCCAGGCAGCCAUGGACGCCACUGUGGGGAACGCCACCAGAGACAGGGAGCUGGUGGAGUCGAUCAGGUCGGAGCUGUUGGAGCUUCAGCAGACCUGCAGCUGUCUGAGGAGGACAGGAGGAGCGGAGGAGAGCAGGAAACGUCAGCGUGAAGCUCUGGAGGACGAGGAGGAGAGAGAACCAGCAAAGAAAAGAGGCUCUCCAGUUUUGGAGGAGGAGAUCUGGAGGUUGCAGGAGGAAAACGACAAGAAAGAGGAAACAAUCUUGGAGCUGAGAGAGAGGGAGGGGAGGAGGAAGGGUCUGGAGGAGGAGCUGAGGAGACGGGAGGAGGAGGUGGAGGAGCUGAAGAAGGAGCAGGCUGUGCUGGAGCAGAAGAUGCAGGAGCUGACAGAUCUGGACGAGUGUCCAAACUGUGACUCUGUGUUUUCGUCUCUGGAGUCGGAGCAGAAGGAAACAUCCCGACUGAUGAAGGAGAACAAAGCUCUGGUUAACGGCAUCUUCCAGCUCCAGACAGAAGUGACUGAUCUCCAGAUGAAGCUCAAAGAGCAGACUGACAUUUCUGACAGCCUAUCAGAGCAGCUCAGCACUGCAAAGACCCGCCUCCAGGACCUGGAGAGCCAAGCAGAGGACAAGGGCCACACCAUUCACAGUCUGACACAGGAAGUGGAGCAUCUGAGACAGGAAGUCAAGGAGGAGGAGCAACGGAGCAGUAGCAGCAGCAGUGUUUUCCACACCGCCAUGGAGGAGCUGAAGAAGGAGAGCCAAGCAGCGCUGGAGAGAUCGGCUCAGAAAUCCCAACAGAUCCAAGAUCUGCAGAGAGAGAAGAACCAGCUGGAGGAAGCUAUGAUGCACAGUGAGAGCAGGUGUAUUGAGCUCAGCGAGGAGUUAGCCAAUCAGAAAGCAGCUUUCACCUGUCAGCUCCAGAGCCUGAGGGCGGAGCUUGAGUCUGAGAGCGGAGCUCUACGAGGGAGACUGGAGGAGAUGGAGAAAUCAGAGGAGGAGAGGAGGAGGAACCAGGAGAGAGAGAAAGAAGAGCUGCAUCAAGUCGUGUCGGAGAAGGAGGACCUCAUAGAAGAAUGUCACAGACAGACGGAGGCUCUGAGAAAAGAGCUGGAGCGUCUGAAGGAGGACCUGCAGAGGAGGGAGGAGGAGGAGGAGAAGGAGAACAGGGAGGCAGAGAAGAGGACAGUGCCAGUGGUGGAGGAGCUUAAGGAGGAGAUCCAGAGACUCCAGGAGAGGAGGGAGAGGCAGCAGGAGGAGGAGGACGGGAAGGGCAGGGAGUUUGAGGCUGUGAGGAGAGAGAUGGAGAGACUACAAAGACUGAAGGAGGAGAGAGAUAACAGCCUGCAGGGAAACAGAGAGAGGUGUGUGCGUGUCCUUUCAGAGCAGGACUUUCAAAUGUCUCCUGUGAGGUCCAACAUGGCUGACAGGAAGAAGACCCCCAAAACAACAGGAAGGAAGAGAAAGAGAUGCGAGGUGCAGGACCUGGUGUUCAGUGAGAACAAGAGAAACAGAGUGAGAAGAAAUAAUAGAACCACUAAAGAGGAGAAGAGAGAUGGGGCUCUUCAGAAGAUCGGAGACUUGAUCCACAGUUCUCCCUCCAUCCUGGGCAGCAAAGCUAAAACCAUCAUUGGUCUGGUCAGUGGACAUUCAGUGGAGAAGGAGACGGUUAACACGGCAACCAAAGCGAAACGAGGACGGAAGAAGCUUUUUAAGAUGGAUGCCCCGCUGCUCGACUCCCCAGACAUGGUGUCAGGCGGAGUGAAGGAGGAGAAGGAGAGUGACCACUUGAUUAUUAAGAGACAACUGCGCUCUAAGACCUGCAGGAAGUGACAUAAUCACCAUGUGACAACACUGUGUAUUUAAACCUGUAGGGACUCUGAGGGGGAGUUUGAUUUUAAAUACCUGUACAUUUGUUUUUAUUUCAGUGUAAAUUUUUUUUUGUUUCUGGGGGUGAAUAAUAAACAGGACAACAUUCUCCCUUCAUGGAAAAUAAAAAAAUCAUUCACCACCUC